Messenger RNA from Ilex paraguariensis (yerba mate), 597 nucleotides. The record is from the annotation of a GenBank genome assembly. NCBI's taxonomy places the organism in Eukaryota, Viridiplantae, Streptophyta, Magnoliopsida, Aquifoliales, Aquifoliaceae.
AUGGAUGUCAUACCAGAAGAUCUCAAACGUAUUCGAAUUGGCAAACCAGAUGGACAACGUAUGAUUGCUAAGGGAGAGGAAGAAGAAGAACCACUGAGUCCUAUGGCUCGUGGUUUCAUGAACCUGGCUUUCAAAGCCAAUCUGGGGCUUACUCUGGCGAAACACCCUCGUUUCUCUAGUUUGCAGGUUGCAAGCAAAGAAAGAGGAGGAGAGAUUAUAUGGGUUCAAACAGAGGUGGACAUGGAUAACCACCUUAUAGUCCCCCACAUUGAUUACCCUGAUGAAAAGUUUGUCGAGGAUUACAUCUGCAACCUGAGUAAAUCUACCAUUGACAAGUCGAAACCUAUGUGGGACUUCCACAUCCUCAAUGUCAAAACAUCCGACGCCGAGGCGAUAGGUGUCCUCCGCGUCCAUCACUCCCUCGGUGACGGUGCAUCUCUUAUGUCUCUUUUUCUUGCUUGCACUCGUAAAACAUCUGAUCCUGAAGCUUUACCAAGUAGUACGACUGUGACAAAAAAAUCAAAUUUGUCAAAAGCUUGGGGGUUUGGUUUUGUUGUGAUGACGAUGAUGAUGGUAUGGAACACAAUCGUUGGUUGA